AGCGCGCGGACUUCUGAUGCUGCGCGAGACUGGCGAAGAACAGUGAACACGAAACAGUACGAGUCGUGGGGAAAAGUUAGUUUUCUACUCUCAUACGUUACUAAAUUGUGGCUUAACGAAAGAGGAAUGGAUAUGAGGACGUCCUGGCUCUGUUUAAUCAAUAUAAUUCUUCUCACAGGUUCAGCCUGUGGGCUGCAGAUCACCUCCACUGGUUCAACAUCAAUUGAGAAAGCUAGCGGGGAGAGCUUAAAGUUGGACUGUGAGUUUACUCUUGCUACUGAGGAUUCUGGGCCUCUGGACAUUGAGUGGAGCCUGCAACCCUCUGACAACCAGAAAGAAGAGAAAGUGGUAAUCAUUUACUCAGGUGACAGAGCCUUUGAACACUACUAUGACCCUCUUAAAGGGAGAGUCCACUUCAACUCUCCUGACCCUAAAAAUGGCGAUGCCUCCAUGAACAUAAUGGGACUGAAGGCCACAGACACUGGCACCUAUCAGUGCAAGGUGAAGAAGGUUCCUGGCAUUGCCACCAGGAAGUUCCUACUUACUGUCAUGGUGCGCCCCUCUAAACCCAGAUGUUAUGCGGAGGGUCCAACUCAGAUGGGAAAGGAUAUGAUGUUGAGGUGUACCUCUGUAGAGGGCACACAACCCCUGAAGUAUAUCUGGGAGAAAACAACUGGCAAUAAAUUACUGCCAGCCACAGCAGUGCUCGAUCCAGUUGGGGGCACCAUGAGUCUACGGAACGCCACAGAUGCGGCUUCUGGAACAUAUCGUUGCAUGGCUCAAAACAGAGUUGGAACAGAGGAGUGUAUGGUGGAGGUCAAUGUCACACCAUCCCCAAACACUGCUGGUAUCAUUGCGGGCUCAGUGAUCGGUGUUUUGCUGGCUCUCAUACUCAUCGCUCUCAUCCUCAUCUGCUGCUGCCGUGCCCGCCACAAGAAGAAAUACGAGAAGGAGAUUGCCUAUGAGAUCAGAGAGGAUGUUCCCCCUCCAAAAAGCCGUGUGUCUACUGCACGCAGCUUCACCAGUGUGGGUAGCCAACGCUCUUCUCUGGGCUCCAUGUCUCCCUCCAACCUGCACGAGUACGCCAAGCCCCAGUAUGACAAGAUACCCUCUGAAGAAUUCGAGAGGCCCCCUAGUCACGUCCCUCUUCCCCCGCCCAGCAGAAUGGCAGGCCGCAACCUCAGUCGCAUGGGAGCCAUUCCUGUCAUGAUCCCUGCCCAGAACAGGGAUGGGUCCAUUGUGUAGAGCUGAACGGGGAUCUGUCUUAGCACUGCCUUUUUGACUGUCACUAUUCUAUUAAUUAUUCUAUGGGAAUUUGUGAAGGAGCAAAUGAAGGGUUUCUACAGGCUCAGAGAGAUUGAAGUGUUGUGCCGAACUCAGCUGUACCAUCUGUGAUAUAAUACAAUUUGACUUCCAGAACCUUGACAAACAUUAAAAAAAUAAAUCUUUUUUUAAAUGUAUUCAAAAGAGACAACUUUUUUGUACAUCAACAUCUGUUUUGUAAAUAAUGCGCUGCAUGAGGUUUUCUUCUUUUUUUUCUUUUUUUUUUGAUAUAGGAGGCCCAAUCUUAUAGGUGGCAACAUUAAUCCAUUUAUUACGACUCUUAUCUCUUUGCUACAAAAGCCAGACUAAGAGUUUCAAAUGUCUGCAGAAACAUGUGGGUUGGCUUGGUUUAUGGAUGCGUUUUUAAAAGGCCAACAGGAUUUAAAUUGAAGAUUAUUUACAUGUGUAUAAAAGAAUGUUUACUUUCUGGUAAUCAAUUUAUCUGAAAAUUAGCUAAUGAUAUGAUUAUUAACCUGCUUUGCAUUUUAUUGACCAUUUUAAACCCCACAUGUGGGCAUCAGAGGGAUUCGUGUAUAAAUUUCUGAUUGGCUGUUUCAUUGCCCUUAGAUGGCUUGUGACCCCAAACUACCGUCCUUUGGUUCGGUGGUAAAAUAAGGUUGAUUGUGAAAUCAGACUUGGGUAAAUUGAAGGCCAAAAGAAUCACAGUCCUCCCCACCACUGCCCAGCCAAGACAGAAAAGCUGAUCUCAGAUGUCUCUGAUUAAUGAGUUGCACAGACUUUAAAGAGAGAUCCUAAUCCUAAACCUGCGUUUGGUUUGGCUGUCAACUCAUCCCAUCUUAAUUGAUGAUGCUUUAAAAUCUAAUUGUCCGUUUGAAGUGUUUGUUUGUCCUGUUCCUGGUGCCCCCAACACUACACAUUUUGGAAAUCACCCACUUGAUUCAGCUCAUCAGCUCAUUAAUGGAGUCUCAAAGACCUGAAUUGGGUAUGUCAGAUAAGGGAGAUAUACAAAAUGUGAUGUGUUGGGGGGACUCAAUAGACAGGGUUGAGAACCACUGUGUUAGAUGAAGGACAUGCAACAUACUGAAGGGUUGGUUAACAUCACUUUAAUUUAAACCAAUGAUGGAGAUUGAUUUAAACUGAAGGUCAUAUGUUUCUAAUAGACUAUUUUGAAUAUUAUGAAUAGUACUUAAGUUAGUUUUUGAAGUAUUUCUGAAGUAAUUAACCACCGUAGAUCACCAUAUUCACCAUAAUGACUGCAAUGGCCACCUUUCAAGAAAAACAUUACUAAUCUUUAUGGUUUGUGUUUUUAUGGUUUGGAUUAUAUUUUACCCUGUGCAGGGCCACCCCAAUAUUCACUAUAUGUGCCUUUUUUUUUUAUCUUUGCAUGAUAUGAACUGGUAGAACACAAUAUUUUGGUCCACAUCAUCAGUGUAAGUUUUGGAGAUGAGAAGUUAAAAAUGACAUGACAUAUAUUGCAUACUACGAAGUGAUCAUCAGUUAAAGCAUUAUUGAUUAGUGCCGAGUUGUAAUAAUUGCUUAUGAACGAUUUAAACUUAUUUGAUAUUGUUUGCCGAUACUGGCAUCAAAUAUUCUUUAAAUAUAGUAUGUUAUUAAUAGAUAUAUAAUGAACUAUUUUAACCUCAAAGAUGCUGUUUCUGUCAUGUUUCCAGUACUCAUGGGAGGAUGUGUGUACACUGAGAGCUAUCCACUGUCUCUAUAAAUACUGUUAAUUCAUUAUGUUGUACGUAAAUAGCAGCCUUUUAAUGAUAUGCUUUUUUCUGACCAGCGUUCCUGUUGAAUGUGUAAAUAUAUUUACAGAUUGAUUGGAUGUGUCUUUACGGCUGUAAUGUGUAAUAUGUUUGCACUUGGGUAGAACUGCAAAUGUGGUGAAGGACGAGAUGAUGGUUUGUCGAAUUCACCAUCUGGAUAAGGUAUUAUUAUACAUGUGCUGUUGCUCCUAUGUUAUCAUAACCUGAAAGCACACACUCAUGUUUUCCAUGGGCUUUUAUUUAAGAUUCUAAGAAUAGGGGUGUUGUCACAGGAUCAGUUAAGCUUGUUUGAACAUGGUGACUAAUGUCAGCGCAAAGUGGAAAUCUGAUCCUUGAUCAGCAAAUCUUUACUACUAGCAAUGUGAAUCUAUUUCCUUGAACUGAAUCAUCUGUUUUCUGUUUGGAUGGGGCCCAUUUGGUAUUUCAUGACAGGUUAGGCUGAUUCUCUGUACAGUGCCAUUGAAAGAUAUAGUAUGUAACUUUAACUAUCCUUACUAAUAAGAAACAACCAAUGAUAUUAACUGUAGCUGUUAUCUUGUAAAUUGUGUACUAAUAUUACAUAACUUUGUUUCCCUAAUGUUUGGUUUGCACAAUAUGUAAAAACCUUUAUUUUUGUGUGCUUGUUGUGAUGUAUUUUUAAAUAAAAAGGAAACUACUAUC
Molecule: messenger RNA, 3713 nt
Organism: Xyrauchen texanus (razorback sucker)
Lineage: Eukaryota; Metazoa; Chordata; Actinopteri; Cypriniformes; Catostomidae
Product: coxsackievirus and adenovirus receptor homolog
Exons: 7
Coding region: 127-1245 (372 amino acids)
Biological process (GO): homotypic cell-cell adhesion
Cellular component (GO): bicellular tight junction; basolateral plasma membrane; intercalated disc
Molecular function (GO): cell adhesion molecule binding
Source: RefSeq, a predicted model, not a curated record